Hemicordylus capensis (graceful crag lizard) is the source of this 3369-nucleotide messenger RNA. It is a transcript of the gene NSUN7, whose product is annotated as NOP2/Sun RNA methyltransferase family member 7. The record is from RefSeq and is a predicted model, not a curated record. Bases 375 to 2558 code for a protein of 727 amino acids. Lineage: Eukaryota; Metazoa; Chordata; Lepidosauria; Squamata; Cordylidae. The transcript is spliced from 13 exons. Gene Ontology annotation, molecular function: methyltransferase activity.
CUCCCUGCCCCCCUCCUUCGCGGCGGUGGGUGUGGCAUGUGGGCGGGGCGAGGCGACGCCCGUGCCCCUCCCCUCCUGGAGGGGACCGUAGCCGCGCAGUAAAGAUUUGGAGCUGCUGGCGGCGGCGCGAGGGAAGCUGCAGCCACAAGGCUGAGGGUCGCUCCUAAACCCGCAUGGUCGGUGGGAUGCGACGACAGCUCGUCGUCCCUGAGACUCCCACAGCGAGCGCACUCUGAUUGUCAGACUGGAAACCUAGAUCUAUUGUGGGGAUCUAUUUUUUGCCACUCUCACCUGAUGAUUUAAUAGAAGAUUCUUAGGGAUUCUGACACGUUGGCUUAUCAUAUACAGAUACAUCCAUACUAACACGUAGAAGAAUGCCACUUCUAAGAAGCAGCUUGGUGUCUUCAAAUGAUAAUUUUGCAAGGGACAUUUCAAGUCUCCAUGAAACUUUUUCAAAUGAAAUAGCAUCUGCUGAAAAAAGUUCAGUAAGUCUGACUGAGAGGAAUGGCUAUCCAGACUCCAUCUACCUAAAUGCAGCUAAUAUUUUUCAAGGCAUUCGUAAUGAAAAGCCUCAAGAUAAAAUAUUGGUAAAGUAUGGAAGUGGGCCAUUUCCAGCUCUUCCAGAUUUUAAAGAUGAACAAUUCCAGCGUUUAUCCUAUGAACUGGCUUUCAGUGCUCUAAAAUAUCAGGAUGUUCUUGAAGAUAUAUUGAUAGACAGUGGCAUUUACCCAAUACAGUCAAUAUCAGAUGAUCUGACCAGUCUAGUGGUUGUGAUGCUAUAUGAUCUCCAAGACAGGAAAUUUGAAGCUCGCUAUAUCGAUGAAGAAGAAGAAACAAUAGCAGAAGUCCAAGAAGUUGAAAAUCAUUUAUACAGUUUGAAGACUAAACUGGCUGCUGCAUUAGCAAGAUGUCGAAUCAAGCAUGAUGCUCUUUCUAUAGAACAUAUUCUUCCAGAAACAAUACGGAGACAAGAACAAAGGGCUUCUGCCCUGCCCUUGUAUGCAUGGGUAAAUACUCUUAAAACAAGCCUGGAAGAAGUUCACAGUUCUUUAAAGAGAGAAGGAUUCACUAAGGUGGAAUCGGUGUCAAACCUUGAUGGUUGUACAUACUGCCUGGAUACACACUGUGAAGAUGUACUCAUUUUCCCUUCCAUUCUUAAAGAACAACUACUUAAUUCAGAGCUGUUCACUAAUCAGAAGCUCUCAUUACAGGAUAAGUCCCGGAGCCUUGCUGUACAUUCCGUGAAGGCCUUGUUGAAUAUGGAUGAUGACAUACUAGUAGCACACAUGGGUUCAUGGCUCACUCUGGCCCAUAUGUCAAUACUGACAAAUCAGGAGACUUCAAAAGUAUUUGUAUGUGGAGUGAAGUCAGUGGCAAAAGAAGCUGAACUGAAGGACUUGUUUGCACGGAUGGAAUGUAAAAAUAUUGAGAUGCUACACGAGGAUUUUACAGAUAUUGAACCAACUGAUCACAAACUCCAGAAAGUUAAAGUUAUUUUGUUGUUGCCUCGAUGUUCAGGCCUAGGUGUUAGCAAUCCAAUAGAAUUUAUUUUAAAAGAGCAUGAAGAUGCAGAGUUACUUCGAGAUCUCUCUCAAGGAUCUGUAGCAGAAGAAAAACUCAAUGUUCUUGCUCAACAGCAGCUUAAAGAACUGACCCAUGCAAUGCAUUUUAGUAAAGUGCAAGCAGUUGUCUACUGUACCUGUUCGAUUUACUCAGAAGAAAAUGAAGCUGUAGUGAACAAAGCACUAGCUUCCGGAGCAGAAGGAGCAAAGGCCCAGCUUUACAAGCUUUCUCCACCUGUUCUUCCUUUGUGUUGCAAAUCGGAAAUAACUUCUGCAGAUAACUUUUUUAAACUGGAGCCAUCGGAUAUUUCCAAUAGCUGUUUUAUUGCUGUUCUAGCCCGAGAGAGAGAUCCAUCUGAGUCAGUGUCUGUGAAAGAUGUCUUGGCUCGUGCUGCAGCAAAAGGCUUAUUGGAAGGUAUUGAUUUUGCCAAACCACCUAAGAGAGAGGAGAAGAAGAAAAAGAAACAAAAAAUAACUCAGUCAAAGGCUGCUACUAAAGAGGCAGUGAUACAGUCCAGAAUUCAGGAGUUCCUGGAUCGAGAACUGAAACCAAACAAUAUUGAUUCAGACUCUUCAGUAUCUAAUAUAAUUGCCAGUAGCUCUCAAACGGUGAACCAGACUAAUGGUUCCAUUCAUCUGAAAAAAACAACCAAACCCCUUUCAAAUUCCUCUCUACCUGUGAUGGCGAAGAACACUCCCACUUCAUCCUCCAUGCAAAAGGUGUAUGAAAGGCAGCGCAACAUUAGGAAACCGAAGUCGGAGGAUAAAGUGAUGAUCUUGAAACCUGUUGAAAUCGUCCUGCCUCCGGUAAUGUUUCCAUACUUCAACCCACAAGGGAACAAAUCCCAAAUUUCAGCUAACCACUAUUAUUAUCGGUGGGUUGGAACAAAAAGCGGACCAUAUGGCUUAGUUAGCCCAUCUUCAUCCAAAAAACUGAUCAAGUCAAAAGAACCCUCGCUAUCUUCUGCAGCUAAGCAUCCUCGUCCAUGGCUUUGAGGACCUUUUGUAACUGCUUAUUUAUCGUCUUUCAGAAGCUGAAACGUGUAUUUCUCCAGUGGUUAAAAAUGUCCUUCCUGUACAGGAUUAUUUGGGCACCAAGUAUACAUCUUUGUAGGAACAAAAAUACUUAAGAGGCUGUUAAGACACAGAUCCAUUCCCAUUGCUAUUAUGAAGAUUGUAGAGGGGCUGUUCUGUAGAUUUUUAUUAUGUCGUUUCAAUCCCGCUCCAGUAAACUUUGAAUGUAAAUAUGCAUACAUUUAACAUGCAUACUGAUUAUGCCUAUAAUUAGUGUGUAGAAUUGUUUACAGGUUAGAUGUAGCAAAGUCAAGUUUUUUUCUCAACACAGAUACUAGCGUUUAAGGCUAAUUAGCCAAUAUGAUGAUAAACAAAACCUGGGUUUAAAAUAGGAAUGGAUUUGCAAUACUUAUUCAGUAUGUAUACUUGGGAAUUUUGAAAGCCUUACCUUUUUUGUCUAAAAUUGGUUCCAGUAUCUGUAGCAUGAUCUUUCAAGACUUCAGCCAAUGUAAUAACCCACUCAAAUCUUCUCUUCCAAAAGGACAGAAUUUUUGAAAGAAAGUUGUGACAGUUUGGGCUUUAAGAAUAGAACAUCAAACCUCAGUGAAAAGGGUUCAGAAGUUUGGACAAGACCAUUUUGUGAUCUUCUUUGUAUGGCAGCAUAAUUCCUGGAUGGUUUCAUUCUGCUACUGCUAGAUAUUGAACUCCACUAGUAAGUCAGUGUAAAUCUUCAGGUUAUUGUGCAACAUAGUUAAAAGGAAACAAACGUAUUAAACAAUUCCUGAUAAAUGUA